Molecule: messenger RNA, 2086 nt
Organism: Priapulus caudatus
Lineage: Eukaryota; Metazoa; Priapulida; Priapulimorpha; Priapulimorphida; Priapulidae
Product: potassium voltage-gated channel protein Shaw-like
Exons: 6
Coding region: 361-1965 (534 amino acids)
Biological process (GO): potassium ion transmembrane transport; protein homooligomerization
Cellular component (GO): axon; voltage-gated potassium channel complex; neuronal cell body membrane
Molecular function (GO): protein binding; delayed rectifier potassium channel activity
Source: RefSeq, a predicted model, not a curated record
GCAGAGCUCCGGAUAAGGAUACCUAACAUUUGACGUGUUUUGUGCCCUGUACCGAGGCCUCACUAUCGCUACCUUCCCCCGUCGACAGUGUACGUCUCCGUGACAGCCAUCGGCGGAUACUCUCGGUAAGAUUUCGACGACGGAACGAGGCGGAGGUGCGAACAAGGAAUGCGUCUGUUUCCAUCCAUAGCCGAGGCUGGCACGGUUGGCUGACUACGGAGCGAGAGCAUAAGCGAGCGAUCGGAAUAUAUGCGGCGCUGUGGUCGGCUAGAGGGAUCUCGUGUCGCUGUAGACGGAGCGCGAUGGAGAUAGCUUCCUGAGUUCCGCAGGCAAUCCGGCGCGCAACAACGUUCCUCCCCGAUGGAUGCGGAAAACCGUGUCAUCCUGAACGUUGGCGGCAUCCGCCACGAGACGUACAAGGCGACGCUGAAGAAGAUAGCCGCCACGCGUCUCUCGCGUCUCACCGAGGCGCUCGCCAACUACGACCCGGUGCUCAACGAGUACUUCUUCGACCGCCACCCGGGCGUGUUCGCGCAGGUGCUGAACUACUACCGCUCGGGCAAACUGCACUACCCGACCGACGUGUGCGGGCCGCUGUUCGAGGAGGAGCUCGAGUUCUGGGGCCUCGACGCCAACCAGGUGGAGCCCUGCUGCUGGAUGACGUACACGCAGCAUCGCGACACGCAGCAGACGCUCGCAGUGCUCGACCGGCUCGACCUUGACACGGAGAAGCCCAGCGACGAGGACGUCGCCCGCAAGUUCGGCAUGGAGGAGGAGUACUUCUCCGGCAACAUAUCCUGCUGGAAGAGGUUCCAGCCGAAAAUAUGGGCGCUCUUCGACGAACCGUAUUCUUCCAAAGCUGCUAAGGUGGUGGCUGGUGUAUCUGUGUUCUUCAUCGUCAUAUCGAUAUUGUCGUUCUGUCUCAAAACGCAUCCGCAUCUACGCGUUCCCGUCAUCAACAAUGUCACAGUGCAGAUAUCCGACAACAUAACCGCCUGGACUCUGGACAAGGAGAGCACGGAGGCACACCGCGCCUUCUUCUACAUCGAGGCAGUAUGUAACGCCUGGUUCACGAUCGAGAUCAUCAUGCGAUUCAUCGUGAGUCCGAACAAGUUGCAGUUCUGCAAGGCGCCUGUAAAUAUCAUAGAUUUUGUAGCCACAGCUUCGUUUUACGUCGACUUCAUGCUGAACAAGCUGUCGAACGUCGAGAACGCCGACAUACUGGAGUUUUUCAGCAUAAUACGCAUCCUUCGGUUGUUCAAACUGACGCGACAUUCGCCCGGACUGAAAAUUCUCAUACACACUUUCAAAGCCAGCGCCAAGGAGCUCACGCUGCUAGUGUUCUUCUUGAUACUUGGCAUAGUGAUAUUCGCCAGCUUGAUAUACUAUGCCGAACGCAUACAGGAUAACCCGCUAAACGACUUCACGAGUAUACCGGUCGGCCUGUGGUGGGCAAUAGUGACGAUGACCACCGUCGGAUACGGAGACAUGGCGCCAAAGACUUACGCGGGCAUGUUCGUCGGCGCACUGUGCGCUCUCGCCGGUGUGCUGACCAUUGCUCUGCCCGUGCCUGUCAUUGUGUCGAACUUCGCCAUGGUUUACUCGCACUCUCAAGCCCGAGCACGGCUGCCUAAGAAGAGGAGGCGCGUUCUGCCGGUGGAGCAGGUACGGCCGCAGCGGAAGGGUCCCGGGGCGGGACCCGGCGGUCCGGCCAACCGGCGGAUGAACGCCAUCAAACACAACCAUCCAAUGAAAGACGCUGGAAAUCGGAUAGGCAACGGUGAGGAGUCUAUUCCUAUGCUGAUGUUUAACCACUCAGAAAACCGUGAAGACUCGUUGCCCCGCACACGGCCGCAAAGCAAUGUAGAAAAAUCCCCGCCCCGUCUAGUUGACAUUGGCCACGGAUCACCUACCAAAGCUAAGCGCUCCAUAGAGGAGUCUGGAUUACCACCUGUUGCAAUGUGAUCGCAUUGGACUUUCAGAAAAUGCCACUCUCACAUUUGCUUGCUGCAGCCCUAACGGCGUGGAGUCGGUGUCGAUCAGCGUUCCGGCACUGCAGCUCUCUCGACCCUUGUCCGUGCACAGC